Pseudovirgaria hyperparasitica is the source of this 933-nucleotide messenger RNA. Its product is annotated as NAD(P)-binding protein. Gene Ontology annotation, cellular component: intracellular anatomical structure. The transcript is spliced from 6 exons. The record is from RefSeq and is a predicted model, not a curated record. Gene Ontology annotation, molecular function: oxidoreductase activity, acting on NAD(P)H, oxygen as acceptor. NCBI's taxonomy places the organism in Eukaryota, Fungi, Ascomycota, Dothideomycetes, Acrospermales, Acrospermaceae. The coding region runs from base 1 to 933 and encodes 310 amino acids.
AUGGCAUCCUCAUCACUUCCUGACGCGCCUCCAGCCGCCUCAUCAACCGCAACAUCAACAACAACACCGACAACAACAGAUCUCACCGUCAUCCCAACCAACCCACAGAAGAAAAUCUCGCUCGACGGGAAAAUCAUCGCCAUCACCGGCGCAAACAGAGGCAUCGGCCUCGGCAUCGCAGACUGCUGUCUCGCCAACGGCGCCACAGCCGUAUACUCGCUCGACAUCAGCGGCGUCGUGCCAGACACGGGCAACAACAGCAACAACAACAACAACAACAACAACAACAACAAAACCAACAACGACUUCGAAGCCGUAGCGGCGCGCUACCCAGGCCAGCUCCACGCCCUAACAGCAGACGUAACGCGCGAAGACGAACUCACGCGCGCAAUCGACGAGAUCAUCGCGCGCGAGGGCCGCAUCGACGGCGUGGUCGCGAAUGCCGGCCGGACGAUGCACAAGCCUGCGCUCGAAUUCACGGCGGCGGAUAUCGAGGGGUUGUGGGGGGUAAAUCUUUACGGCUCGUUCUAUGCUGCGCGCGUCGCGGCUCGCGCGUUUAUCAGGCUUGGUAUUGCUGGGUCUGUGGUCUUUACGGCGUCUAUGGCGUCGCAUAGGCCGAAUAAGCGCGUCCCAUCUGCGCCCUACGGUGCGUCGAAAGCGGGAAUCCGCAACAUGACCAAAACCCUCGCGCUCGAAUGGUCCCAGUACAACAUCCGCGUCAACUCCGUCUCACCAGGCCUCGUAAAAACAGCAAUGACAUCCUGGGUCUCCCGCCAACCCGACUGGGCCACCCAGCUGCACUACUACGGCGGCCUGCCGCGACUGGCCAGCGUCGAGGAGGUCGGGAGUGCGUAUGUGUACCUGCUCAGCGGGGCGGCCGGGUAUGUGACGGGUGUGGAUGUGCAGGUUAAUGGGGGGAUUGGGAUUUGUUGA